AUGGGUAAUUAAUGUUGCACAAAUCAACCUAUAGAGUAAAUUUGUUGAAUGAUUUGAAUAGAUAGGAUAAAUAGAUAGAAACAAAGCCUGAAGAUAUGAAGAAGUUAAUGUAAUAAGAAUCUAAGAACGAGGAAGAACUUCCAAAAUAAAUAACAUGUAAAAUUAGAUGAUAUUUUGAGCAAUUCCUACUUUAUCAGUGUAGCCAUCGUUAUUUAUUUAGAUGAAGAGAGAAACCAUAUAUAGUACUUAUUAAGUUGGAAAGUUAUUGGGGGAAGGUACUUAAACUUGUUAAUGAUAGGUGCAUAUGGACAAGUUUCGAUAGUAACUCAUAGAGUGACAGGAAUGUAGAGAGCAAUGAAAGCAAUACGCAAGGAUUGUUUAUUUGAAGAGGAAUAGGCAAAGUUAUUUUCUGAGAUGACAAUUUUGAAAAACUUAGAUCAUCCACAUAUUGUGAAUUUAUUUGAGUUAUAUGAAGAUGAGAAGUUUUAUUAUCUUAUAACAGAGUAAGUUUUGAAGGAUAUAUGUAGAUAUUUACGUGGAGGUGAAUUGUUUGAUCGUAUUCAGAAAGCAAAAAACUUUAGUGAAGCGGAUGCUGCAAGAUAUAUGAAGUAAGUAAUGUAGGCUGUAUGUUACUGUCAUUCGAAAAAUAUAGUUCAUAGAGAUUUGAAACCUGAGAAUAUCAUUUUUGCUUCAGAUGAUUAGUAUUCAAUUUUGAAAGUGAUUGAUUUUGGAACAUCUAGAAAAUUUGAGCAUAAUUAAAAUAUGUCGAAGAGAUUAGGAACGGUAUAUUAUUAGUGAUAAUUUUGUAACAGCCAUAUUACAUAGCUCCGGAAGUUCUAUAGAAGAAAUACAAUGAAAAAUGUGAUGUGUGGUCUUGUGGAGUAAUUCUCUAUAUUUUGUUGGCUGGUUAUCCUCCAUUUUAUGGAAGGAAUGAAACUGAAAUCUUUGAUAGAAUCUUAAAGGGUAAAAUCCCAUUUCAUAGUAUAUGAUUUAAUUAAUGAAGCUGCCGAAUGGAAUAAGAUUUCGAAGGAAGCCAAGAAUUUAAUCACUAAUAUGUUGUGUUUAGAUGUGGAAAAAAGAUAUUCAGCUUAAUAAGUAGUUGAUGAUCCUUGGAUAAAAUAAGGAUAAGAAUCUAAUUUGAUUGAUGAUAAUUUUUUAAAGAAUUUGACAGAAUUCAGUGCAAAGAGUAAAUUGAAGCAAGCUUUGUUGACAUUCAUGGCUAGUUAAAUGAUACAACCUAAAGAAGUGGAAUAAAUACAAUAAUUAUUUAAGUAAUUAGAUAGAAAUGGGGAUGGAAAAUUAUCUAAGGAUGAAUUGAUUACAGCAUUCUAAUAGAAAGUAUAAAGCGCAGAUAGAUUAAUUGAGAAUAUGGAAAUUAAAAUCAAUAAGAUAGUCUCAGAAAUAGAUGUGAACAUGUCUGGAUACAUAGAUUAUACUGAGUUUAUUGUUGCUUGUCUCAAAUAUGAGAAAUUGUUGACCAUUGAGAAAAUUAAGUAGACAUUCAAAAUCUUUGAUAUUGUAUAUACUUAGAUUUAUUUUAAUUAGGAUGGUGACAAUUUCAUCUCAAAAGAAGAACUAUAACAUAUUAUGGAAGGAGUGGAUGAUGAAGUUUGGAAAUAAUUCUUAGCUGAAUGUGAUCAAGAUAAUGAUGGUAAAAUAUCAGAAGAAGAGUUCAUCAAUCUUCUAUCAGAUAAAUUUUGA
Molecule: messenger RNA, 1701 nt
Organism: Paramecium sonneborni
Lineage: Eukaryota; Ciliophora; Oligohymenophorea; Peniculida; Parameciidae
Source: the annotation of a GenBank genome assembly